AUGCCAGACAGCCCACCAACGCCCAUGACAAUAGUAUCGCCAGGCCAAGAUAUCCAAUCCAUUCUCAGCAAUAAUGAGCGUGUUCACGAGACGGAAAAAAGGAUUGUUGGGAGGUACGCGUCGGAGGAAACCGGGCUAGGUGUCCCAGCGUCUCUCGCGCAGUACGACCUCCAGACACAACGACUCAUCGUCUCCGACUCCAACGCGUCCGAAGGUACAAUAGGCGUCCCGACUCAGCAACAAGAUAUAGUCAAAUUUGAAGAGCAGAAGUUUAUUCAAAAGCUACGAGACUACGAGCAAAAUGCGAAGCCCAAGUAUAGGACUUGGAUCAACAUCGAUGGACUACACACCUUGGCCGAGGUGUGGGAGAUCCUUGAUCUUGCAGUCGCCAAGUAUAAGGACAAAGAUAGAAGUGGAGCGUGGGGCCGGGUCCGACGAGCAUUCAGAGGACUGGGGCAGAACGGCGAGGCUGUCGAGAAGUGGCUGGGGAUGGUACCAUCCCAAGAGAAUUAUUUGUCGGUUAUCUGCGGAGGUGUGAAACUUAUUCUUGGGGCCGCUGCAAGAAUGAGUGACAUCCGCGACUCGGCGCUGAGCGGGCUCCAUGACAUCCCCGUCCUGUUAAGCGGAGCACAACGUGUCCUUGGAAUUUACAAUUCAUCGCAACAGCUUAAGGCUCUGAGUGCCUCUCUCUACGUGGCUACCCUAACCAGCCUCGGCCAUAUUCUGCAUUAUAUCGGUCGGAACUCUGCGAGCAAAGCCUUGGAAGCCAUGUUCAAGCAAUCGAGCUUCCAGAGAGACCUCAGUCGAAGUUUGGAAGCGAUGCAAAAAUGCCGAGACAGCUUCAAUGAAGAGGCACGGAUCUGCGGGAUUGAGAUGCAAGGGGAAAUAGAGAGCGUAUUACAAGACACCCACAGCAAUGCCCAGGAGAUCCAGGGAGAGCUUGUCCUCAUGCAUCGUUCGAUGCUAAUUGCGUAUAAUGAGCAGAAAAGAACACAACGCCUCAUUGAAGAAGAAGCCCUGUGCCUCGAAGAAAGAAUCGAGAGCAUGAAAAAAGGACAAGCGGGGCUACAGGAAUCCUUGAAUCAGCUACUUGGCCUCGUGAAGGGAAAUCCCCUCCUGAACAGCAAAGCAUGGGCGAUGAAUAGGCCAUUUGAUGCGCCUCAUAACCCCUUCAUAUCCCUCGUUGCCAAUCCAUCACAGACGCAGUCUGCUACAGCGUACACGAUGGGAGACCUACGACGCAUCGUUCUCUCCCGAUUGGUAUACAACUCGAAACGCAUGCAAGCCGACGUCCAGGAGAACUACGACCACGGCGCUACCAUGCCUAUCGCCCAGCAAGACCGCUGCGUCUACGUGAUCAACUCCCCUCAACUAGCCUCGUGGACCACCUCCCAAGACACGAAAAUCCUUGUCAUCAACGGCCACCAAGCUAGCAGAAGCCUCCGUUCCCCCCCUGAGCUUCAUCUCCGCGCGACUCCUAUCCACUUCUUCUGCGGCGAACACUCCGAUCGACACGAUAAAUUGAACUCUGCAACCGCAAUCAUCAACAAUCUGCUUGCGCAAUUGCUGUCUUCGUUCAAAGACAUCAACUACAUGAACCUGAUCGCCCUCGGCGAUUUCGACAGCAACGACAUCAAAGCGGUCUGCCAGCGAUUCAAAGCGGUUUUGAAGCUCCUCCCUGCAUCCGCAGUUGUCUUUUGUCUUGUAGAUAACCUCCCACCCUAUCUCAUCAACGAGAAGACGUCGGAGGGCGCCCGAAAUCUACUCCAUUGGUUGAUAAGGUGGACCCAUCGACGAAGAAAUCUACAAGAGGCGGGCCAAGCUUGUACAUUCAAAUUACUUCUCACUGCUGAAGUGCAAUUUAUGGAACCGGAAAUCGAUGCGCUGGAUGAAGCCGAGGUUAUGAACGUCCCCGUGACAGUUCCCCCAGCCGGAGGAUUCACGGACAUGAAGUGGGACACGCGGGUGGGAUCCGAAGUCGACAAAAUGAUUUAA
Penicillium chermesinum is the source of this 1995-nucleotide messenger RNA. RefSeq lists its product as uncharacterized. NCBI's taxonomy places the organism in Eukaryota, Fungi, Ascomycota, Eurotiomycetes, Eurotiales, Aspergillaceae. The coding region runs from base 1 to 1995 and encodes 664 amino acids. The record is from RefSeq and is a predicted model, not a curated record. The transcript has 6 exons.